Messenger RNA from Lucilia cuprina (Australian sheep blowfly), 1738 nucleotides. RefSeq names its product aquaporin-like. Gene Ontology annotation, biological process: transmembrane transport. NCBI's taxonomy places the organism in Eukaryota, Metazoa, Arthropoda, Insecta, Diptera, Calliphoridae. The record is from RefSeq and is a predicted model, not a curated record. Gene Ontology annotation, molecular function: water channel activity. The transcript has 5 exons. Bases 852 to 1607 code for a protein of 251 amino acids. Gene Ontology annotation, cellular component: plasma membrane.
UUCAGCAACUAUUCGCGAUUUAACAACGUUCGUGUUAACAACGUAAAAGUCAAAUUGAAAAAAGUUAUUUCAAAUUAACCUAAACUGUCAGCCUAUAAAGUUUAUUUGUCAGACUGACUGUCUGCUGCCUGACACAAGUACAUACUUUUCAAAUUCAAGUUCAAUUAUUAACGAUUUGUUGUCAUAUCCAUUCAUUUAUUCAUUAAUUUUCUUUAAAUUCGAUUUGUAACCGUAAUAGAAAUUUGAUAAAUUGAUCAUUUAUCAUUGUGGAAAAAAAUAAACUCAUCUUUAUUAAAACUCUGUGGUUUAUUUAGUGAACAUCUUAAAUAUUGGUAGUUGGUUUUUAUUGUGUUUUAUUAAAAAAAAAAAAAAAACUUACUUUCGUUUUUCAUUCAAUCAAUGUCGCUGCUGUCUCUAUUAUUAAAUAAUUGUCAAUUAUUCAUAUCAAUCUCCGCCUAAAAAAAAACUAAAAACUCAAAGUGAAAUUACAUCAAAAAACUACUAAUUUUGGCAAAUUGUAUUUAAACGCCUGUUAGCGCUUGAAGAGUUCGUUACAAAAUUGAUCGUGUAGCUUGAAUCUUAAAUUUAAAGUUUAAUUUUUUAUUAUUAUUUCUUUUUUGAAAUAAAGCACCCACCUUAUAAAUAAUAAAUACUUUCUUUUAACAUUAAACUAAAAGCUUUAAAUUAAGAAAAAAAUAACAAUAAAAAUUAAAUUUAAUUUCCGAAAAGAAACAAGUGUUUAAAAUUGUUGAAAAGAAAAAAAAUCACAAAAAAAACUAAACAAUAAAAGUCUUAUCGGCGACUUAAAUACAAAACUCACUGAACAAAAGUAAUUAAAUCUUUUGAGAAAAAUGGUUGAAAAAGUUGCAAUGUCAAAAUUUGUGGGUCUAACCGAUAUAACGGAAAACAAAAAAAUAUGGCGAAUGUUAUUCGGAGAAAUGAUAGGUACAUUUCUAUUGGUAGUAAUCGGUGUUGGCAGCUGCACCGGUGGCAGUGAUUAUUCGCCUACAGUGCCACAGAUUGCGUUUACAUUUGGUUUAACAGUAGCAACAUUGGCACAGACUUUUGGUCAUAUAAGCGGUUGUCAUAUAAAUCCAGCCGUUACCAUUAGUUUUGUAAUUGUUGGCGAAAUGAGUGUUUUGAAGGGUAUUUUCUAUAUCAUUGUACAGUGUGUGGGUGCUAUUGCUGGAGCAGCAGUUUUAAGUAUUGCCAUACCAGAGACUAUAGGUGGUAUUGGUCUUGGAGUUUCUUCUAUGACACCCACACUGGGCGAAGGUCAGGCGGUAUUGAUUGAAGCUUUAAUUACUUCUAUUUUGAUUUUAGUUGUCAAAGGUGUUUGCGAUCCCAAGCGUCAAGAUGUUAAGGGUUCAGCACCAUUGGCAAUUGGUUUGGCUAUUGUCACGGGACAUUUGUGUGCGAUUAAACUCACUGGUGCCAGUAUGAAUCCAGCUCGUUCGUUUGGACCCGCUGUGGUGCAUAGCAUGUGGACGGGACAUUAUGUUUAUUGGGUCGGGCCCAUAAUAGGCAGUAUAAUAGCCGCCAUUAUCUAUAAACUAUUUUUUCAAGUACGCAAAGGUGACGAUGAAAGUGAUUCCUAUGAUUUUUAAUUGCAUUUAAAUAGUAUAUUAAUAAUUAAAAUUUAUAUUAUUUAGUAAGUAGGUUUAUAACAGUUUUUUGUUGUUUUAAAACAAAUCUAAAAAUUCUAAUAAUAAAAUAUUUGUAAUAAAACUAAAUGUUU